Messenger RNA from Merops nubicus (carmine bee-eater), 1494 nucleotides. Its product is annotated as cytochrome P450 2C5-like. Lineage: Eukaryota; Metazoa; Chordata; Aves; Coraciiformes; Meropidae. The record is from RefSeq and is a predicted model, not a curated record. Bases 1 to 1494 code for a protein of 497 amino acids. Gene Ontology annotation, biological process: xenobiotic metabolic process. Gene Ontology annotation, cellular component: intracellular membrane-bounded organelle; cytoplasm. The transcript is spliced from 9 exons. Gene Ontology annotation, molecular function: iron ion binding; heme binding; oxidoreductase activity, acting on paired donors, with incorporation or reduction of molecular oxygen, reduced flavin or flavoprotein as one donor, and incorporation of one atom of oxygen.
AUGGACAUUGGAUCGGCUGUGGUGCUCGUUACCCUCCUCCUCCUCUCCUUCCUCUGGUUCCUGGUCUGGAAAAGUGGUAAGAAGAGAAGCCAGUUGCCUCCUGGACCAGCCCCAUGGCCCAUCUUGGGCAACCUACGGCAAAAGGAUGUCAUGCCCCUCUACAAGACCUACGAGAAGCUCAGCAGCACGUACGGCCCCAUCUUCACCGUCUGGCUGGGGCUGAAGCCUGUGGUGGUGCUCUGCGGGUACGAGGCAGUAAAGGAUGCUCUGGUGGGACACUAUGAGGAGUUUGGAGGGAGACCCAGAAUACCUCUUCUGAUACAGCUGUCGAAAGACUAUGGUUUUGUCUCCAACAACGAGAAGAAGUGGCGGGAGCUGCGGAGGUUCACGGUCACCACCCUGAGGGACUUCGGGAUGGGGAAAAGCUCCAUGUCGCAGCGUGUGCAGGAGGAGGCCCAGCACCUGGUGGAAGAGCUGGCAAAACUCAAAGGAGAUGCCUUUGAACCAAUGACGACGUUCAAAUACGCAGUUGCCAACGUGAUCUGCUCCAUUGUCUUCGGGAGCCGCUACAGCUACAGCGACACAGUCUUUCUGGAGCUCCUGAACGCAGUUGGGAAUUACAUCAGUUUCUUCCUCUCCCCUGUCGCCAAGAUCUACAACACCUUCCCCAGCAUCAUGCAAUGCCUCCCCGGGCCACACCAGAAAGUCCUGGCUGAGUGUGAGAAGCUGAAGGACUACAUCCGAAAAAGAGUUGAACUUCACAAGCAGACGCUGGAUCCCAGCUCCCCCCGGGACUAUAUCGACUGUUUCCUUAUGAAAGCAGAGAAGGAGAAAAACAGCAAGGAGAAUAUGUACAGCAGCGAAGACUUGAUCAUGUCAGUAUUCAACCUCUUUGGUGCUGGGACAGUGACUACUAGCAACGCCCUAGUCUUCUUCCUCUUCAUCCUGGCAAAACACCCCCACAUUCAAGCCAAGGUGCAGGAGGAGAUCGACGCGGUGGUAGGCAGCGGCCGCGCUCCCUGCACGGAGGACAAGCUGAGGAUGCCCUACACCAACGCUGUGAUCCACGAGCUGCAGCGCUUCCACAAGACACGCAUCGAGAACUUCCCUCGCAUGACCACGCAGGACGUCGUGUUCAGGGGCUACACCAUCCCCAAGGGCACAGCUGUGAUUCCAGUAUUUUCUUCUGUGCAUUCGGACCCAACGCAGUGGGAGAACCCCAAAAACGUUGACCCGAACCACUUCUUGGACGAGAAGGGCGAGUUCAGGAAGCGUGAAGCCUUCAUGGCUUUCUCAGCAGGGAAGCGGAUGUGCCCAGGAGAGGCGCUGGCCCGCAUUGAGCUCUUCCUCUUCCUCACCACACUGCUGCAGAACUUCACCUUCCAGUUCGCCAUCAAGUACGAGGAGACAGAUUUGUUCUCCCUGUGGCUGGAGAUAGAGAGGAGGGCAAUACCAGCCAAGUUCUUCGCUAUUCCACGCUCAGCAUCCUCUUAG